Molecule: messenger RNA, 1486 nt
Organism: Mustela lutreola (European mink)
Lineage: Eukaryota; Metazoa; Chordata; Mammalia; Carnivora; Mustelidae
Gene: TRMU
Product: tRNA mitochondrial 2-thiouridylase
Exons: 11
Coding region: 74-1339 (421 amino acids)
Biological process (GO): tRNA wobble position uridine thiolation
Cellular component (GO): mitochondrion
Molecular function (GO): sulfurtransferase activity
Source: RefSeq, a predicted model, not a curated record
CCGCGGCGGAGGAGGGACUUCCGGCGCGGCGCGGAAGCGGUCGCCCCGCUUGCGGGAGGCUGUCGGUGAGCCGAUGCAGGCGGCGCGGCACGUCGUGGUCGCCCUGUCCGGCGGGGUGGACAGCGCCGUGGCCGCGCUGCUGCUGAGGCGGAGAGGCUAUCAGGUGACAGGGGUGUUCAUGAAGAACUGGGACUCACUGGAUGAACACGGAGUGUGCACUGCCGACAGGGACUGUGAAGAUGCUUACAGAGUUUGCCGGAUCCUCGACAUCCCUUUCCACCAAGUGUCCUAUGUGAAGGAGUACUGGAAUGAUGUGUUCAGUGACUUUUUAAGUGAAUAUGAAAAAGGAAGGACCCCUAAUCCUGACAUAGUCUGCAACAAGCACAUCAAAUUCAGUUGUUUUUUCCAUUAUGCUGUGGAUAAUCUCGGAGCAGACGCAGUUGCCACGGGCCACUACGCCAGGACCUCACUGGAAGACGAGGAAGUCUUUCAGCAGAAGCACAUUAGGAGGCCAGAAGGGCUUUUCAGAAACCGCUUUGAAGUCAGAAAUGCGGUUAAACUUCUUCAAGCAGCUGACAGCUUUAAAGACCAGACCUUCUUUCUCAGCCAGGUUUCCCAAGAUGCCCUGAGGAGAACCCUCUUCCCUCUGGGGGGGCUAACGAAAGAUUUUGUCAAGAAAAUAGCUGCUGAGAAUAGACUCCAUCACGUGCUUCAGAAGAAGGAGAGCAUGGGCAUCUGUUUCGUUGGUAAAAGAAAUUUUGAAAAUUUCAUUCUUCAGUAUUUACAGCCCCGGCCUGGUAAAUUCAUUUCUAUAGAAGACAAUAAAGUUCUGGGAACACACAAAGGUUGGUUCCUGUAUACUUUGGGCCAGAGAGCCAAGAUGGGCGGCCUGCGGGAGCCCUGGUACGUGGUGGAGAAGGACAGCGCCACGGGCGACGUGUUUGUGGCCCCCCGGACAGACCACCCGGCUCUGUACAGGGACCUGCUGCGGACCAACCGCGUGCACUGGAUCGCAGAGGAGCCGCCGGCAGCCCUGGUCCGGGACAAGAUGAUGGAGUGCCACUUCCGGUUCCGCCACCAGAUGGCGCUAGUGCCCUGUGUGCUGACCCUCAACCAAGACGGCACCGUGUGGGUGACAGCUGUGCGGGCUGUGCGGGCCCUGGCCCCGGGACAGUUUGCCGUCUUCUAUAAAGGGGAGGAGUGUCUGGGCAGCGGGAAGAUCCUGCGCUUGGGGCCAUCUGCCUACAUACUCCAGAAGGGCAAGAGCAAGUCCAGAGUGGCCGUCGAGGGCCCCAGCGACAGCCCCAGCGAUGGCCCAGGGCUGGGCCCCGUGCUCUGAAGGAGGCUGAGCGGCUGCUGCGUGCCCGGGAGCAGCCCCGCAGGAGCAGAGCCCAGUGCGGAGCUGUCCAGGGGAGCGCGGCUGAGCCUGCUGCCCCGGUUCUAGCCGGGCCGGCCUCACAGUGCCGGGCGAGCCCCAGAAGGGCUU